AUGGAGAACGCGCCUUAUUCACUGGGAGAGGUUUUGGUCGUCGCUGAGACCCACCCCUUCUACAAGGAAGAGAUACAGUAUCCACCAGAGGAAAAUAUAAUUCGAGAGCUGAGAGAGAAGGCGUUAACGAAUGAAGCCGCAGAGAAAAGGCUGAGGGUAUGGCCUAUCAUCUGGAAGAAGAACCUUUAUAACACUAUCCAACGACUUGUCAACGAUACGAAUUCCAGUAAUACAUAUCGGCAGAGCGUGUAUGCGAGUAUUACAGGCGGUGGAUUUGGUUCGAAGCCCUUAUUCUUCGGAACGGAUGUGUAUGAGAAUCGCAGACAUAGAGCAUCUUUCGGUCACUUUCUCAAAACACUUGGGGUAAUUAAGCCUGGGGACUGGGCAUUGACUACCCAUUGUGCUGGGGAGCUGUAUAGGUCCCUGGAUCUUACCCUCGAGAUCUUGGAGAACGCUGGCGCCUCGGUUUUGAGCGCUGGGAACUACAUGUCUCCCCACGAUGUUGUCAAGCUCCUUAUAAAAUACCAUAUCAAUAUUCUUGCUAGUGACAGCGCUCAGGUUGUUCAGAUGGUGCACUAUAUCUCAACUCUCCCUGAAGAAGAGCGCGCAUUGAUCAGGCUUGACAAAAUUAUCUAUACUUCUGAAGUGCUUACACCAGCCCAAAGAGCACAUAUAAAGGAGAUUCUGAGCUCUGUGAAGAUCUUUUCCCUUCUUGGGAGCGCUGAAGCAGGUGCCUGGGCGGCCAGUAGCCCUGAUAUCAAUGGAAAGGAGAGUACUACCAGCGAAGAAGAUCUCAUCUUCGAUACUCGAUCUAUGCUUGUUGAAGUCUUUCCACCUUCUGUUACCGAAGGAGAUCCGUGUGCUUGUGCGCUGCCCGAAGGAGAAUCGGGAAUGAUUGUACAAACUUCACUUUCGCGCUUGCGCAAUCCGCUUGUGCGAUAUGUCACGGGCGAUAUCGGAUCUGUCCAUCCUCUGCCUGAGCAUUCCCGCGACAAGAUUCCCGUCCCAGACUGGCCGUUUCUCCGCGUUCUUCGUCUUCAAGGCCGUGACAAGCGAAUCAGCUUCGACUGGGAUGGAGAGUACAUCCAAUUCGAAGACAUGGCAGCCUUGUUGAAUAACGAAGAAUGUGGUAUUCUGCAAUGGCAGAUCAUCCUGGACAAGCUCGAGCCUUCUUUGGAAUCUUGCUUGGAAAUCCGGCUGAUGUGCUCUCCGAGAACAUCUCGCGUACUUUCUGAAAAGGCUCUUAUAAAUCGUAUCAGGGGUUUCCUUCACGUCAUAUCGACUAACAAUUAUCGUUUUAAGACUACCUUUGUGGAUGAGUUGGAUGGAUUUGUUAGAAGUACUACGGGUAGGAAAGUCGUUAAAUUUGUUAAUCGAUACAACUAA
Messenger RNA from Trichoderma atroviride IMI 206040, 1386 nucleotides. RefSeq lists its product as uncharacterized. The record is from RefSeq and is a predicted model, not a curated record. Lineage: Eukaryota; Fungi; Ascomycota; Sordariomycetes; Hypocreales; Hypocreaceae.